UCGUAGAGAAUCACAAAAAAUGAACCGACUCAAAAGAACAAAUCGUUCACGAAUCAAAUCUCUUUAGUCCGCCCAGUUUAUGCGCAUUCCUCUCGUCUUCCUGAAAUGCCUUCAGUCGGAGAGAGUCCAACAUCACUUUACCACCAGUGAUGUUUCCCGGACUGUCCUGAAAAAGUGCCGUCCUGACCACCAAACUGCAGCAAGAAUGUCUUCCAAAGACCCCUAUCAGUACAUCAUAGUUGAGCAUCAGUAUUCUCAUAGAUUGAAAGUGACCGUGGUAGGAGCCGAAAAUGUGACUAAAGGCAAAUUUGGGGAUUUAUUGGACACCCCGGAUCCCUACGUGGAAUUGUCCAUUCCCACCACCCCAGAGUCUAGGAAACGAACACGGCACAUAAAUAAUGACAUUAACCCUAAGUGGAAUGAAACCUUUGAGUUCAUAUUGGACCCCAACCAACCCAAUGUUUUGGAGAUGAUACUAAUGGAUGCUAAUUAUGUCAUGGAUGAAACUCUUGGCACAGCUAAAUAUUCCCUUUCAAAACUCAAAGUGGGGCAGACUGAGAAAGUGACACUUUCUAUUGGCAAGACGACCAAAGUGUUUCUCGACCUGGCCUUAGAAGUGUGUGCGUCCACAGACUUGCGCUUCAGCAUGGCUCUGUGCGAUCAGGAAAAGCUUUACAUGCAGGCACGCAGGGACAGAGUUAUGCUUAGCAUCAAGAAGCUUCUUAAAAUGGAAAACCCACGCUUCCUUCCAGCCUCACCACGAGAGGUUCCAACCAUCGCUAUACUGGGCUCUGGUGGGGGUUUUCGUGCCAUGGUGGGAUUUUCGGGAGUGAUGAAGGCUCUGUAUGAGUCUGGGGUGCUUGACUGCGCGACAUAUGUGGCUGGACUUUCCGGAUCAACAUGGUAUAUGUCCAUGCUGUACUCGCACCCUGAAUUUCCUGCUAAAGGACUGGGGGAUAUAAAUAAGGAGCUGAUGAACAGGGUCAGCAAUAACCCACUUAAACUUCUCCUGCCCCAAAACAUCAACCGCUACGUGAAGGCACUCUGGAAGAAAAAAUCAGCCGGGCAGCCCGUCACCUUCACGGACAUCUUCGGCAUGUUGAUAGGAGAGACUCUCAUUCCAGGGAGAAUGGACACUACUCUUAGCUCCCUGCAGGCGAAGACUAAUGAAGGUCAGUGUCCUCUGCCUCUCUUCACCUGCCUUCACGUCAAACCUGAUGUGUCAGAGCUCAUGUUUGCAGAUUGGGUAGAGUUCAGCCCGUAUGAAAUUGGCAUGGCCAAAUACGGCACCUUCAUGUCUCCUGGGCUAUUUGGGAGCAAGUUCUUCAUGGGCAGCGUUGUGAAGAAAUAUGAGGAAAACCCCUUACAUUUCCUUAUGGGUGUAUGGGGGAGUGCUUUCUCCAUACUCUUCAACCGGGUUCUGGGUGUAAAGGAGACGUCCAGCAGUAGCACAAUGGAGGAGGAGUUGGAGCAAAUUAAACCCGAGCAUAUUGUGGGAGAUGACUCGACAGAUAAUGAAGAGGAAACACAAAGAGUAGGCACAGAGAGCACAGAGAUGCAGGAUGAGCACCAACGCCAUGCCCAGGCUAGUUGGAUGCAGCGCAUGUUGACCUCCAUAAUGGGUGACACCACCCUGUUCACCACACGUGAGGGCCGUGCUGGCAAAGUGCACAACUUCAUGCUGGGGCUUAACCUGAACUCUUCCCUGCCCUUCUCUCCCUUCGGCAGCUUCAUGAACCAGAACUCUGUGGAUGAGGAGGUGGAUGCUGUCACAGAUCCGGAUGAGUUUGAGCGAAUCUACGAGCCCCUAGAUGUGAAAAGUAAAAAAAUCCAUGUGGUGGACAGUGGCCUGACCUUUAACCUGCCCUACCCUAUCAUCCUGCGACCUCAGAGAGGGGUGGACCUCAUCAUCUCCUUUGACUUCUCAGCCAGGCCCAGUGACUCCAGCCCACCAUUUAAAGAGUUACUGCUGGCUGAAAAGUGGGCCCGUAUGAAUAAGCUGCCGUUUCCCAAGAUCGACUCCAAAGUAUUCGAUCGAGAGGGUCUGAAAGAGUGCUAUGUGUUCAGACCGAACAAGGGAGAUAAGAAUUGCCCCACUGUCAUUCAUUUUGUCUUGGCCAACAUCAACUUUCGGGACUUCAAAGCACCAGGAGUACCCAGAGCAUCAGACAAAGAGAUCGAGUUUGCUGAUUUUGACAUAUUUGAUGAUCCAGCUUCUCCUUACUCUACCUUCAACUUUAAAUACUCCAACCAGGCCUUCAAGAGGAUGCAUGAUCUCAUGGAGUUCAAUACGCUCAACAACAUUGAGGUUAUAAAAGAAGAAAUUAAAGACAGCAUUCUGCAGAGACGAGAGAGUCCCUCACGCUGUUCCGUUUCCCUUUUACUCAGUGAGAUCGAAAACAAGAAGUUUCUGAAACGGGAUACAGGCAAUGCAAAAAGACACACUUAACAGAUAACUAUGCAAAAAAAAAAAAAAAAACUACACAAAGCCUCAGCUUCUGGUGUUGAGACUGCAUUGGUUUUGCUCUGAUGAUUCUGAAUCAUGCUGGCGAUGAGAAUCAGCGUGCAGCUAUAGACAAGACUGAAUCAAUCAUAUUACUGAGGUUUAACAUGAUUUGAAUACAGUGUCGUUUUCAGCAAACCUUAUUCCUAAAUGCUGCUUGAUAUCCUCACAUCUUUAAAGUGCUUACAUAUCUGGUUUACUUCUUUAAAGGUUACAAGAAUCCGAAUACUGGUGUUUUUUAAUGGUUUAGCAGCAAAUGCUGCUCUGAACUCUGACAGUAAUAUAUGGACUCAGUGACAGCCUAAACCUCAGUACAUGCUGUUCCUUAUAUGUUUCUGGCUAUGCGAUAAGAAAACAGUUUAUGUUCUCCAUUAUGUUCUACUGUGACCCACCCAUGACCAGUAGAUUGACCAGGUUUGUGGUAGGUCCUGGUUUUAACACGAUUCAUCUUGUAUGAAACAUUUAUUUUUAUUUGAAACUGGAUUUACCUUUUGUUUUGUUUUUUCUUACAAAUGUCCAUUUGCCUGUUUUGGGGAUUGAAAAGAACAAGAUGAUGAUAAUAUAUUUUACACAUCCCAUGCAGGUCUCCACCUUUAAGAAGUGAAUGUCCUAAAGAUAUUUGAUUAGAUAUGUGUCAUUUCCUUUUGUAUCAGAUAAAUUACAUUUGUGUCACACCGUGGCAUAUAAGAUUUAAAAAGAAUCUAAAUCUGGUACCUCCACAUAAUCAUUCCUCUGGUUUACAUAUUUAACGGUGAAAAUGUACCUUAAUGGUGCAUGUGCAUGAAAGAUAUUUAAAUGCCUUAUGUUACAUUUA
Molecule: messenger RNA, 3317 nt
Organism: Misgurnus anguillicaudatus (oriental weatherfish)
Lineage: Eukaryota; Metazoa; Chordata; Actinopteri; Cypriniformes; Cobitidae
Source: RefSeq, a predicted model, not a curated record